CCAGUCUCCAUCGAUUCACCGUCUGCAAAGGAUGUGCCCACCUCCAUCGGUCGAGGUCGGUGUGUGGCUUAGUAACAAGAGGAGAGCUGUGUCCCCUUGAAUAGGUCUGAGUGUAGUAGUAGUACAACCCCUAGUAGUUGGUAGUGGACUGAAGGAUUACUUUUUCCUUCAAGAGGGGAAAAAAGGGACCAGUUGAAAAUUUCCCGGAAGGAGUUUUCAAAAGUUGGUUAAAAUUCGGUGCUUUUAGUUUUGGGUUUUUCCUGAGUUUGUCAACCUUGUUGGGUGUUGUCCUGGAAGUAGCUGGACUGUGCGGUCGUCUGAAGAAGAGUUUGGAUUAGUCCUGGACGUCCGGGUCCACGGGACCAGCUGCCGCCGAAUCAUCUGCGAAGAUUCCGGGUAUUGAUUUUCGCGGUGGUCAUAACGCGUAGAUUCCCACCUGAUCUUGAAGCCGAGCGGGGACGGCGAAGAAAAUCGUGAAAAGGGUGCGUUUUUCAUCCCCCUGAACUCGGAAGAGAGCUUUCGCGUGACAAGGAUGGCGUGAAAAUUUUCAAGAAAUUUCCAUUUUUAACAGAAGGAUCAUCCCUGGUCAUCGCCACGGUUCAAAGCUGGCAAAGGCUAGAGGGCGCCAACGACGAAGCAACACCGUCGUACUAUUAGGCUUGUAGGCACCUGGUUCUUGUUGGUUCGUUGGUGGGGAACACGACCAACACGGAGCCAAAUUGUUUGCAACAAGCCAUAACCUAUAAUGUUCAGCGCCGGUGUUAGAGGACAUGCCCGAUAUGCAAAUGUUUAAUGUGUUCGUUUUUAGGUGGCGCGGAUUUGGCGUGCAGUGAAUGGCUUAACUGGGGAAGGUGAAUCGAGAACACAGCGGAGAUUACGAGCAGAUAUUCGUGUUUAAUGAUCGUUAGUAGCAGUGACCAGAAGAUCGCAAAACCCUUCCAGAAACCGUGGCUGUGUGGACAAAACUGAAACAAAAAAAAACUAUGAAAACUAGACAUAAGAACCACACAUGGUCAACGAAUUGAUCCAGUUAGUGAAACUUAGAUUAAAAGUGAAGUUCAAAGUAACAAGUUAGAAAAGCAAAAAAAAUGGCCGCCGUAGUGUACGGAAACAGUCCGCGGCACACCAGCCGGCAUCACCACUCCGGAGGGGGUGGAGGCCAAGGCCACAUGGUGUCGACCCAGCACUCGCCCUACCAUCACCACCAGCAGUCGGGCUCGUCCGGCGGUUCGCUGCAGCACCACUCGUCACUGCCCUCGCACCACCAUUCGGCGCCCGGAUCGAUGAUGACGGGGUCGGCGAUGGCCGGCCUCAUCACGCCGCCGACGUCCUACCUGUCCACGUCGACGACCACGAUUUCUUCGGUGUCCCACCAGCAGGCCGCCGCCCUCUACUACCAGCAGCAGCAGGCCCAGGUCCAGGCCCAGCAGCAGGCCAUCCACUACCACAACAUGCGCAACUCGAAGCGCAAGUCCGCCGUGGAGAUGCUCGCCGAAAGCAAACCGUUCUACGUCAAGUCGGAAACGGUGCUGGACCGGCAACAGCAGCUCGGCAUGAGGGUGGGCGGAGGAGGGGUUGGUGUCGUUUGCGGAAGUGGAAUGGGUGGCGGAGGAGGAUCCGGACCAGUUUCUGGAUCAUAUAUGCUGUCUCCAUCGCGGACGUUGCCUCAAGGCUCGCAGCUGCAGUCAACCUCGCACCACCACGCAUCAUCCCAGCAGCAGCAGAUGGUCCAACAGCGGCCAGCUAGCCGCCGUAGCGCGUCCUCCGGGUCGGACCUGCUGCAGACCAAACUGCGCAAGCUUCUAAACACCGACGGCAGCAAAGAGACAAUAAUUCCCUCGGACAUUGCCCUAAAUUCUAAAUACGGUCCACCGCAACCUCUGGAGACCAGCUACAUCCAGCCGCCGAAGAACUACCAGCAACAGCUGACGGUACAUCCGGAACAGCCGAGCGACGUGUCAGUGUUCUUCCCAAGUGCGUUCCUCUCACCGCAAUCCCUGCCACCCCAUCCCGUUGGUGACGAAGAUCUGUAUCUGUACAGCGUCGUGACGGACGACUACCGCACCAUCAGUCCACCGGCGGAGUACGCCGAGAACGCUUCCCCCGAGAAACACAGCAGUCAUAGCCGCUACAACUACCAGCGAUCGUACUCGCACUCGCAGGCCGUGGUGCACCAGGACGAGUCGGACUACUCGCCGACGCAGUCGUACAACAUCAACAGUCACAAGUCACUGCCGGAUCUGCACUCGCAAAUCAGUCGCCAUUCUCCGCACUCGGAAGCGUUGAGUUGCUGUAGCCGCGGCAAUCGCUCGAACCGAUCCGGCAGCUCGUUCAACCGGGACUCGGGGGGUUCGUCCGGGCACUACACUCACCACAGUGAACCGUGCUGCAAGCAACAACAGCAGCAGCAGCUACACCAGCAACAACAGCAGAGUGAUGGACUCAUGGGCGUUGGUGGCGGUGGCGGGGAUUACCGUCGGGACAGCGGAUCAUCCACUCAGCACAGCGGAAAUUCGUACUACGCGUACGGAAUUCCCCCGCUGCGGUACGAUUGCAUCGAGUGCCGCGCCAAGAUCCGCGAGGAAGCCGACUGCCUGCUGAACUUUACCACGCCCGAAGUUCCGGAAGCGUUCCAGGACGACUACAGCGAAAAGCAGAAGCAAAAGUACUACGAAGACGCGCGAGAUCGCAACGCUUCGGCGGCUCGUAAAUACUACAAAAAUCCUGGACCAAUAUCUCCACUGUCGCCGGUAUCGCCACUCUCCCCCCAGGACCAACAGCAGCUCGAUCUGAGUCCUCCGCUGGGAACGUUCAAACGGCAGAAAUGCCUUCGGUUCAAGAAUCGGGGCCGCCAGUCGGCCAUCAGCAAUCCCAACUCGCGCUGCGGUGAUGGUCGAGGUAGUUCCGCCGCAGAUGACGAUCGCCGGCCGAUCCUGCGCUCCAAGAGCGACAUUAGCGAUCGCUACUGGAACCGGAUGUCGGACAAGCAACGCGAACAGCAGAAGCUGCUGGAGAAGCAAAGAUCUCGGUCGGACAGCCUCACCCAGCUGGAGCACUUCUUCGACCGGCUCGGGCUGAACGACGAAACGUACGAACGGUACAUCGCACCAUCCAAGGGUCGCAAGUCUCCGAAUUACCACAGCAAUUCCGGCAGUGACAUCCACCGGCUAUCGGCGGAGGACACCGGCGACUCGGACGAAUCCAGCGCCGUGUUCUUCUCGGACGUCAGCACGAUCGACUCGACGCGCCUACCGGACAGCACUGAAACGAGCAACGAGCCUCAGCCGCUGCUUCCACCACCGUCUUCCCAGCAGCAGCAGCAGCAACAACAACAGGUCCAACAGCAACAGCAGCAGCAGGCCGGAACCGGUGCCGGAGGUGGUCCGCUCAACAGUCUGACCAAUCCGGCCAUGUAUCGGCCGAGCGAACCGCCGUCAAUUAUAGAACGCAACGCACGUAUUAUCAAGUGGCUGUGUAACUGCAAAAAGAUGCAGCUGGCCUAAGAUUGGCCGCUCGGGGCACGACCACAGCCUGCCGAAGGCGUCGUCGUCUCCACCGGGGGAUAUUCUUCAAAACUGACUCGUUUUAGAACGAUUGACCGUGAGGGGGGCCGAACUUACCUGUCUGAGUGGUUUUAACGGGCGUGACGCUAACGCAAAACUACCCAUUUUGCGGCAGCUGUCAAAAUGACACGUCGUUCGCAUCAGUACUCACGAAAUGGGUAGCUCUGCUCUCGCAAAACAGGCACGCCACAGACAAUAGCCAUAGCAACUUCUGGAACCAACAAAGAAUUGACUAACCUGUAAUAACGGAGAGAAAGAGAAAGAAAUCAAACACUAAAUUCUACCACCUACGCGAGUAAUCAAAUUACGCAGAAUGUAAACAAAACGAUAAACAAAUAUUUUACACCAUAAUCACGAACAGAAACAAACGGUAGCCUAGGUCAUCAUGUUGUAGUUGCAUGUAAUGAAAUACAACAUUCAAUAUAUUGCAAAAUCUUAUAAACAGAACAGCGACAAAAUAAAACAUGUCAAUCAAAAUUUAAGCAUAAAACAAGUAGAACACAUACAACCAAAGAAUGAAGUAAUCGUCUCGUUGUUUUAACUGGUUUUAAAACGAUGAAACGCAACUGGAUACAGGAAAAUGAUGGAACGAAAACGAGUCAGGCGUCAGAAUCAAAGUGAAAAUAUGCAAAAAAAACUAAAACUUUAAAAUCGAAUAGUUGUAGAGAGCAAAGCAUUAAAAUGAAAAGUUUUCAAAAAUACUAAAAAAAAUUACGCUAAGAAGUCACACUCUCCACCGUAGUGAACCCCCGAAGUGUCGAAUAGGAACUGAAACCUGAAAAAUAUGAAAUAUAAAAAAAAUACGAAAACUACAAAACGCCUAUCAAAACCCGAACUUACCCGCUCGCGCAUUGGCUUCCGCGAAAGACUAAAAGGUGCAAAGUUGGAAGCGCGAAUAUUUUUAAAGUGUAGUGUUUCUUCCUUUUUAAAUGUAAAUAACAUAAAGUGUCACGUAAAACCCCCUGUGUUAACGCCCAUUUCCAAAGCAUAACCUCUAUAUAAUUCUGUUAUAAUGUUUGCGAAAAUCUAAAAAUUGAGACACAAAAUUCAUUAAACUUUUUGUACAAAAUAACGCUGUUUGAAACAAUUGAUACAAAAUUGCCUAUCCGAAAAAAAUACUUAGCUUUCAACAAAUGAUUUAUUCCAACAAACAAUACAAACACUCAUUUGACAGAAUACACACUGAAAUAAAUUUACACCUUUCUUAACAGCACUUGAUCGAUGGCUAAUAGGUAAAUUAGACAUUUACUUUGAAUUAAAAUCAACAACAGUGUAACAAUUAAAAUUAUAUGAGAACAAUUUAAAAAACACUAUUUUCUAGUCUAAUAUAUUAAUGAUGAAUCAAAUACUUAAUUCAUGCAAGUAUAUUACUACUAUAUGAUAAUGGAUCGAAUUAAUCUUACUUACUAUAGUUGAUAGAACGAAAUUUAAUGAAGAAAAAAAAAUACACAGGAAACAAAAUCAAUACAGCGCUGUUCAAGUUGAAAAACAAUAUUCACAAAAAAAUAAUCUUCACACUAAGAGACGCAUGACUACACCCAAAUAAAGAGAAAAUCACUCAAAUCGAGUCUGUGUUUUUGUUUCAGUUAAUUUCAAACCCCGCUAAAUAUUAAAACCACGCAAACAUACACCGAUCGACAUCAAUUACACAAUGAGCGUGAAACAAUUGCAAAACUAAUCACUGCAAAAUCAAACACUAUAAAAUAACAGUAGAAAAAAAAAGAGAAAAGCUAGCGAUACACCGAAAAACUUAACUAUAACAUAGCAAAACACUGAAAAAAACAACUCCACGUAAGAAUCAAUAAUCCUAACUAUUCAAAGCGUAGAAAUACAUACAGCAAGCAACUAGCGAGAAGAUCAAACAAAUAAAAAAAAACAAUCUUUAAUGCUACUUAGUCCCGAUUUCGAAAUAGUGCAAACUUACACAUUAACUCAAAACAAAACACACAAAAAAAUACCCGCAGAACAAAAAAGAUAACAUGCAAUUGUGAGAAUCGAAUCAAAACCAAAACCGAAUAAAAAAAAAACAAACAAAUGUAACUAAUUGCAAUAGAGACGUUCCACAAAGCGCAGAGCAAAACCAAAACCG
This is a messenger RNA of Culex pipiens pallens (northern house mosquito), 5652 nucleotides long. RefSeq lists its product as uncharacterized. Lineage: Eukaryota; Metazoa; Arthropoda; Insecta; Diptera; Culicidae. The record is from RefSeq and is a predicted model, not a curated record. Bases 1089 to 3503 code for a protein of 804 amino acids. The transcript has 6 exons.